Messenger RNA from Prorocentrum cordatum, 1859 nucleotides. Lineage: Eukaryota; Dinophyceae; Prorocentrales; Prorocentraceae. The record is from the annotation of a GenBank genome assembly.
GGGGCGCGGACCUCGACGCAGGCAUGUGGGCGCAGGUGUGGCACGCUGUGCCGACGGAGCUGUUCCCUUCAGCCAGGCUGCUCAUUGUUACCUUGGUUAUCCGUGGGCUGGCUGGAUGGAAGGAGCGCGUCAUGGGCAAAAUCGAGUCCUUCCCGCUGUGCCUUCUUCGCGUCCUCUCUGCGCCGCAGGGCGAUCGAUCGGACGAGAGGCAGGACGUGGCUGCCAUGCUCUUGAGCGCGGAGCCCGCAGACCUCGACCUCUCUACCAGCGACGUGGCACUCAAACUUCGUGAUCAGUUCAUAGAUGAUUGGAAACAGAUGGAAUAUGAUGGGUCCUGCUCGCCGAGGCUUUACGCGUGGCUGUUGAUGUUCCGCCACCAGCUCCCACAUGAUACACAAGACAUCGAGGGUGCAAACAGUGUGCUGCAGCGCAUGGCCGCCGCGGCGCCGAGGAUGCAGAUCCCGCUGGCCUCGGACUGGCUGCGCGUGAAGCUGGGGACGCCGAUUUCUGCGAGCGCCUGCGCGGACAUGCACGAGGCCGCCGUGCAGCACAUGGGCACCGCUGAACACGAGCAGAGGUUCAUCCCCGUGCCCGACGCGGAGGGAGCAGGCCUGCUGCUCGCAGAUGCCAGGGGGGUCACGAAGAGGAAGUUGCCGAAGAAGGCGGUUUCAUUCAUGAUGCGGACGGCCGCGAGGUUCACCCCCCCGAUGACGGCCAUGAUGCCGGUGCAUGCGAGCAGGGCUUUCUCUCUCCGCGGGCCUGGUGAUGUCGAACGCCCCGCUUUCCUCAUGUGCUGGUCCUACUACUCGCGUGUGACGGCGGCUACUGGCGUGUUGAGGCGAGUGGCCGGCCAUGCACGUUUUCAUUUGGAUGUGCCGAUCUGCCUCAUCGCCCUCUUGGAUUUGGUCGCCGAGCGCCGGGAGGCCGACGCCGUCCACGGAGCAGGUCCCAUGCAGAUCUGGCAUGGCGCCCUUGCGUGGGAGUCCUUGAACGUUGCCAAGUAUGACGAGGAGGAGGAGCACGCCGUUCUGCCGCGGAAGCUGAAAGCUGGAGCCGACGAGGGCGCCGCGGGGCCAGACGACUACGAGCCAGGCGACGCCCACGAGGGUGACCCAGCAGCCGCAGCUGCCGAUGUAGACUUGGAUGAGCUGAUGGAGGAGCUUCUGGGUGGAGUGAUGGAGAAGGAGGGGGAGUGCGACGGCGGCGUGGACGAGGCGCACUUGGCUGCCCACCCAGAGCACGUGGAACUCUGCGCGGAUGGGGCGGAGGUGGAGGAGGGCGGACCUUCCGGCAUAGGAGCUUGCAGAAGGCUCGUCGACCCCAGUUGGUCUUAUUCAUCGAAGAUAGAUUCUGCGCUGAGGAAGGCGAAUAAGAGCAAGGGUAAGCCGAUUGAAAAGGGUACCGUCAGCCUCGUCACCAAGAGCGACGGCCGUGCUUUGUUCAUCGUGUGGACCCAUCUUGCUACCCAGAUGGGCAGGGUCAUGCGCUUGGACGAGAGGGAUCGCAUCAUCGCCCUGGCGCCCUUCCUUCAGCCCGUAUGCAAGCAGGAUGACAUCAAGGAAGUUGUUGUGCACGUGACUGGUCUGUACCAGGGCAGGGCCCCCAAGCCAGAGCGGCCGCACGUUGACGAGUGGCUAUUGUUAUUGAGGCUUCGCGAGAACACGCAGUUUUGUCAGGGCCCGAUCGCGCCCAAGGCUGGCGAAGAGUGCGUGGCGUGCAAGGUGUCCUCUGCUCUUGCCCCAGACCCGACGCUCCACGACCUCUUUUAUUACCGCUGCAAGAUCUGCCUGCUCCUGUGGCACAACGCGUGCUCGAACCGCUGCCGCGCGCACUGCAACUUUGACGACUUUGUCUGCCCU